Messenger RNA from Serendipita indica DSM 11827, 1851 nucleotides. The record is from the annotation of a GenBank genome assembly. Lineage: Eukaryota; Fungi; Basidiomycota; Agaricomycetes; Sebacinales; Serendipitaceae.
AUGCAAUCUUAUCAGCAUGCGCCCGUUUACACGCAAUAUCCAACAGAAUUGCCGCCGACUUUUCCAGUCGGAGCUCAUCAGACGACUCCAUUGGUCAAUGUGACCGAACUCCAAGCCCAUCUUCGUCUCCUUGGUGCAAUCUCCAAACUCAAGUCUGACGUCCAGAGCCAGAGUCAGGGCAUCUCUGCACGGAGCAAGGACGUGGCUUGGGUUGUCUUCGUCAACCGUGCCGUAUUUCGAUUCUUUACAUGGGCAGGCGCGUUGUGGGAGCGGUUCAUACCAGGAUUGGACGAGACGCUGGUGCCACCGCUCGACGUGCUGAUGGUCUGGCAUACGUAUCUACUCAAUCCUCGGGCGUACUUUGAAGACAGUCAGCGUAUGGAAUCAGUCUAUGCGAAUAACCUGCGCAAUCUCGCUGAAAUGCCACUGACAUUGAUCGCGUCCCUCAUUAACGGCCGAACUCUGGACCCUCUACCUCCUUCGGCGGAAAGACAGCGAUUCUUCGAACGGACGACGGGACUUUCGUGGUAUAUGCCACUUUCCACUGGCUAUACAGAAACUCUUUCCGUCUUUUGCCCGUUCUGCAAGAAUGUUAAUCCCAGUGUGCGAUGGGUGACAGACAGAGACACUGGUUAUGCUCAAACGAAAUUCAUGCAGAGAUGUCAGUCUUGCUACAGGGACUUUAACAAAGUCGCUCUGGGCAUACGACGCUUUGUAGACGAAGUAUCGCUUCGAAGAUCUGGCUGGGCAGUCUUCUUUUCUGAAACGUUGCUAGAUCCACCCACAGGAAAGGUCGAUCAGACAGCCGCGCAAACGCUCAUCGCAAAGGCAUUCAAGGCUUUGGAUGAUCAGUACGGAGUUUUGAAGCCUCUCCCAAGUCACAACGCGGCCGAGGAGGCGGACAAACUCGGUCAAGCGCUGAAUUGGGAUUUCGAGGUGCUCUGUGACCGCUUGCACGAAGGUGUCAGGCCAAAUUCGACUCCUGAUAGGAGCAAACGAAAUCCUCGGCUACAACGGCUCGCGGUUGCAUAUAGUAACCCCGGGAUGGCAUCCCUUGAUCUUGUAGGCGCAGUUCUACGCCAAGGGUUAUUCAUUUCCAAGAUGGACGAACUUGGCUGGACUCGGCCAGGACGGUUUGAUUUGGUAUCCGAAUCCGCCCCGUUGGUGCGCUGCAUUGCGCGUUAUCAUGCAUUCCUGGACCUCAUGACCGUGCACAACUCCACGUUUUGUGUACCUACUUUGGACAUAGACCUGGCAUGGCACACCCAUCAACUGAAAAGUGUCAACUAUCGGACGAUUACGACCCAGUUUGUUGGAAGAUUCCCUAACCAUGACGACAAUGUCGAGCCAAACAUCCUCUCAACUGCGUACGAUAUCACUGCUAAAGCCUGGAAGAAGCGCUUUGGAGUUCCGUAUAGUAUCUGUGGCUGCCUACCAGACGGUGAUUCGGAGUCGCGUAUCAGCAGAUUCGCGUCAAAGAUCUCAAGUGGCUUCAAGAAACGAGAUGACAGCCCCGGCUCCCAUGUGCCACCAGUCAACAACAAACGACCAGACCUUGUGAACACAGACGAAGGCGAGGCAGACUCAUCUCACCCGUCUGAACACACUAUCAAUUUCGGCAAUCCAAGCGAUGCAGUCGCGUCAAGAAAUCGGUUUGACAGGCAACGCAGAGCGGACAAGUGUGUUGCCAGUGCACACAAAGGCGCAGCGCGUGAUCCAUGGAGAGGGCUUCAAGCCGAGAGAAGUGAGAGACGCAAGAGAGAGGGACAUAAGGAAGCAUUUACAGAUUCUCAUUACUAUGCGAUGUAUUACCCCUACUGGGGGGUCUCCGCUGCGAUUCCACUCGGGUAG